UUUCAUUAAUAUUUCAUCGUUGCUCUCUCUCUCUAAAAUCUCUGCAAUUCAUUUCUCUCUCUAGAACUGUAUCUUAUUCCUUGACGCGUUUGGAUCGAAGAACCUUUGAAUUUUCGAAACUGUUCGAUGAACUCCGUUUUUGCGUCCCGAGCUGUGCAAUCGAUGGUUUCUGUUUUUGGUUUGUGAAGCUCGGUGAAUUCGAGCUCGUUUUUUUGUUGUUGAAAUUAUUAUGAUUUUUUUGAGGGAAUAAUCACAAUCGGUGGUUUGAAGGAGGAAGAGGAAUUUCGAAUUUUCUGGUUAAAAAAUAAUUUUAUUUUUGAAUUUUUUGCGUCUUUCAUGGGGGAAGGUGAAGGUGGCGCUUCCAAGAAUGUGUCGUCCUCGUCAUCAGAAGGAGUUGUUCCGGCGGCGGCGUUGGAUGUUCCGGCGAAGAAGCUGGCGAGGCAGCUUGAUUUCUCCGGCGUGCCGGAACACUCUCAAUUGCAAUCGCAUUCGCAGCCUCCGCCGCCGCCUCAGACCGAAAUGCAGCAACCGGUGAUUGUGACGCCGUUGCCGCCGCAGACACCUCAUCCUUCGGUUAAGAUUGGGAAACCAGAAUCUCCACAAUCAAGAUCAAGACCUAACUUUGAAAUGAAAGAUGCUACUCCAAAGAAACAAAAGCAGUGCAAUUGUAAACACUCUAAAUGCUUAAAGCUAUAUUGUGAAUGUUUUGCAUCGGGAAUAUAUUGUGAUGGUUGCAACUGUGUAAAUUGCUUCAACAAUGUCGAAAAUGAAGCUGCUAGACGGGAAGCUGUUGAAGCUACUUUAGAGCGCAAUCCAAAUGCAUUUAGGCCCAAAAUUGCGAGCAGCCCGCAUGGAACACGUGAUAGCAGGGAGGAUGCCGGGGAAGUUUUAAUAUUAGGAAAACAUAACAAGGGGUGCCAUUGUAAAAAGUCUGGGUGCCUCAAGAAGUACUGUGAAUGCUUCCAAGCCAAUAUUCUUUGUUCUGAAAAUUGUAAGUGCAUGGACUGCAAGAAUUUUGAGGGAAGUGAAGAGAGACAGGCUUUGUUUCAUGGAGAACAAAAUAACAACAUGACAUACAUUCAGCAAGCGGCAAAUGCUGCCAUAACUGGAGCUAUUGGUUCCUCUGGCUACUCAUCGCCUCCAGUAUCCAAGAAAAGAAAAGGUCAGGAACUAUUCUUUUGGCCUACAGCCAAGGAUCCAUCCAUUAGCAAGUUGGGACAACAGGUAAACCAUGUCCGAGGUCCAGCACCCUCCUCAUCCCUGUCAUCUGUCCCAGGUGCUCGUGUUGGAACUGCAACAUUAGGUCCUUCAAAAUUUAUGUACAGGUCUCUUUUAGCAGACAUUAUACAACCGCAGCACCUGAAGGAGCUUUGUUCAGUUCUGGUGCUAGUAUCUGGACAAGCUGCAAAGACACUUACAGACCAGAAAAAUUUAAUGGAAAAGCAUACAGAAGAUCAGACAGAAACUUCCCUUGCUUCUUCAACUCAAGAGCAAUUACCAAGUCAAAAGGAAGGUGAUGUUGAGAAAGCUAUGGCUGAUGAUUGUUCGAGUGCAAACCAAACAGAUAAAAUCAGCCCAGACAAUUCCAGCUCAGAUGUCGCUGAUGUCCCUAAAAGGAGGCCAAUGUCUCCUGGGACUUUAGCUUUGAUGUGUGACGAGCAAGAUACAAUGUUCAUGACAGCUGCCUCCCCCAUUGGGCCAAUGGCCCAUGCUACGUCUUCACAAUUUCCUUAUGGACAAGGAAUGACAGAGGUCUAUGCUGAGCAAGAAAGGAUUGUACUAACAAAAUUUAGAGAUUUUCUCAAUAGGGUUAUUACUAUGGGAGAAAUAAACGAAACAAAAUGUUCUUCAUUGGCCAGAAGUGAAUUAGAGAGUCAAAAAGACCCUAUCAUCAGUGGCAUUGGAAACACCAAUACUGAGAUAGUGCAUCAGCAGGUAGCCACUAGCAAUGGUGUUACCAAAGCUGUUGUUCCACCGGGGGCCACAACUUCAGCAUCUAUGAUCCCGGGUAAUGUUCUUACUGAAAAUGGGGAAACUGAGCUGAAGAUGGAAAAAGAUAUGAAAGGAAUCUAACUUAGAAGGAUGCCCAGUGAUACGAUUGAAAGAAGAAAUGAGAAGGUAUGCUAAAACUUCUCUGUAAUAUAAAAACAUUGCCGGUCUUCGUUUUCUGCCUUCUCCUUUGAAAGGUCUGAUAAGCAUACAGGCCCCCCCACAUUAGUCCAUGUAGGACCAAUUUUUUUUUUUUCUAUCAAUUUUGUUGUUCUAAUUUGGUCAUUACACAUCUAAAUUAAUUUUUCAGCUUCAACAUUGCUUUAUUGCAAAGCUUGUAAAUUGCUGAGUUGUAAUUUCAUAAAAUAUAUCGUUUAGAUUUUGCGUUC
Molecule: messenger RNA, 2378 nt
Organism: Gastrolobium bilobum
Lineage: Eukaryota; Viridiplantae; Streptophyta; Magnoliopsida; Fabales; Fabaceae
Product: protein tesmin/TSO1-like CXC 5
Exons: 8
Coding region: 337-2073 (578 amino acids)
Biological process (GO): regulation of DNA-templated transcription
Cellular component (GO): nucleus
Source: RefSeq, a predicted model, not a curated record